AUGGUGGUUAGAGAGUGUUUGAGUUGUCGGAGGCACGACAGCCGUCCUUGCAGUCAACCUGUUGCCCCUUUACCUGACCUGCGAGUCAACCCUGCACCUCCGUUUGCAGUUACAGGUUUAGAUUUCACUGGCCCUUUAUUUAGUGCUGAUCAUCCAGGGAAAAAAUUGUAUGUGUUACUUUUUACCUGUGCUGUUAUUAGAGCUGUACAUCUAGAACUCACAGAGUCCAUGUCAUUGGUCGAUUGUAUGCGGGCCAUAAGGAGAUUUGUUGCUCGUAGAGGGAUUCCUAAUGUUUUCUAUUCCGACAAUGCAAAAACAUUUGUUGCAGCCUCCACAGAAGUACAGAAGGUGUUUGGUCAUCUAGCCCCAAGGUGGAAGUUUAAUGUACCAAGGUCCCCAUGGUGGGGCGGGUGGUUUGAGAGGCUCAUUGGUUCAGUCAAGCUAGCUUUAAGGAAGUCUUUGGGAGUUAAGUAUGUAAGCCAGUCUGAGUUAGAAACAAUUCUUAUAGAAAUUGAGUCGUGCAUUAACUCUCGACCAUUGACCUUUGUGAGUGAUGACCCAGAUUUUGAUCAUUAUCUAACUCCAUCACACUUUAUUCUUGGUAGGAACAGCACAUGUACACCUUCUGAUGUUGAUGAAUCCCCUAUUAUAAGCCCUGAAGACUUGUACAUUAGAAAGAAUAUAAGAAAUCAGAGGUUGGAACAUUUUUGGAAGGUGUGGAGAGAAGAUUAUAUAGCUAAUUUGCCCCCUGUAGUAAAAGGUUUCAACCAGAAAUGUAAAGUGGAUGUUGGUAGUGUUGUACUCAUUAGAGGAGACAAUGUACCCAGACAACGGUGGCCCAUGGGUGUGAUUGUUAAUGUGUAUCCCGGUAGAGACGGUGUGAUUCGCAGUGUUGAUGUUAAGACAGGAAAAGGCAUUUUCAACCGGACUAUUCAAACCCUGCAUGAUUUAGAGAUAAAUCCUCAUUUAGACACUGAUGUGAUAACUCCUCAACCAGUACUUCAUGAUCAGGCAGUACAAGAUGAUGUAACUUCAAGUGUAGCUAAUGAUGACUCUGUACAAGAUUGUGAUCCUGAGGAGGAGGAGGAGGAGGAGGAGGUAGCUGUUUAUACUUCAAGGGGUCGGCUCGUUAAAAGGCCUCACAGAUUAGAUUUAUAA
Messenger RNA from Scylla paramamosain (green mud crab), 1158 nucleotides. RefSeq lists its product as uncharacterized. The record is from RefSeq and is a predicted model, not a curated record. Gene Ontology annotation, molecular function: nucleic acid binding. The coding region runs from base 1 to 1158 and encodes 385 amino acids. Gene Ontology annotation, biological process: DNA integration. The transcript has a single exon. NCBI's taxonomy places the organism in Eukaryota, Metazoa, Arthropoda, Malacostraca, Decapoda, Portunidae.